AUGGCAUCCGUCCCCGGGGCCAGACCUGCCUUCGGUCGAGAACUCGGCUCCGCCGCGGGCUCCGGCUUCGCCCGGGGAUCGCACGGCACCUCCGGCUUCGCCACCCACCGCCGCGUCGUCAAGGUACGCCCCGACUCCCGCGCGAUUUGCCCCGGCGAAUCCAAAUCUCAAACGGCAGAGGAGAGGACCCAAAAAAAAAACCAAAAAUUGCCAAACGACGCGACCCGCCGCCAAACGCUCACGCGAAACGCCCCCUUUUCCCCCCACGCACUCCCACACGCGCAGGCUCGCGGCGAACUCGUGGUGACCGCCGUCUUCGAGAAGUUCACCGAGCGCGCCAUCAAGGCUGUCAUGCUCGCGCAGCAGGAGGCCAAGGCGCUUCGUCGACCCGAGGUUGGCGUCGAGCACAUCGUGAUGGGCCUCGUCGCCGAGGAGGCCAAGAAGGGCGGCUGGCUCGGCACCGGCGUCACCAUCGACUCGGCGCGCGAGAAGGCUAAGGAGAUCGUCUCGUUCGACAAGGACCGCGCCGCGAGGCGCACGUCCACUUCCGAGGUUCCCUUCAGCCGCGGCGCCAAGCGAGUCUUCGAGGCGGCUCUGAACAACUCGACCAACAUGGGCAUGAACUACAUAGCCCCCGAGCACAUCGCGCUCGCCGUCGCCGAGCUCGACGACGAGUCCCUGGUGAAGUACUUCGAGAUGCUCUCCACCAGCCGCACCUUCGUCAAGAACGAGGCUGAGCGCAGGUUAAAGACGGAGAAGGAGAAGGAGUCGGGGCCGGCGGCGCGACCCAACACUUCCCUCGCGCCGCGUCAGCGCCAGCAGCAGGCUUCGCAGAAGGACGAGAAGUCCCCUCUGAACGACUUCUGCUUCGACCUCACGCAGCGCGCGCGGGACGAGAAGAUCGACCCGAUCAUCGGCAGGGACGAGGAGGUUGAGCGCGUGAUUCAGAUUCUCGCCAGGCGCUCCAAGAACAACCCGAUCCUCCUCGGCGAACCCGGCGUCGGAAAGACGGCCAUCGCGGAGGGCCUCGCGCUGCGAAUCGUCUCCGGUAACGUCCCGGAGUUCCUCCGCGAGAAGCGCGUGCUAUCCCUGGACGUCGGCCUGCUCAUGGCGGGCGCGAAGGAGCGCGGCGAGCUCGAGUCGAGGGUCACCGGCCUCAUCAAGGAGAUUCAGGACAAGAAGGACGUCGUGCUCAUGAUCGACGAGGUUCACACGCUCAUCGGCGCCGGCGCCGUGGGUAAGGGCGGCGGCGGCGGCAUGGACAUCAGCAACAUGCUCAAGCCCCCCUUGGCGCGUGGCGAGCUCCAGUGCAUCGGCGCCACCACGGUGGACGAGCACCGCAAGUACAUCGAGAAGGAUGCCGCGCUCGAGCGCCGUUUCCAGCCCGUGAUGGUCGAGGAGCCGAGCGAGGAGGACGCCAUCGAGAUCCUCUUCGGCCUCCGCGAGCGCUACGAGGCUCAUCACAUGUGCGAGAUCACCGACGACGCCCUGAUCGCGGCGGUUCAAAUAUCCAGCCGAUACAUCGCCGAUCGAUUCCUCCCCGACAAGGCCAUCGACCUCGUCGACGAGGCGGGCUCCGCGGCUCGCAUCAAGCAGUACAUGGCUCAGAAGGAGCGCAGAGGCGAGGUGGAUAAGGCCACGUCCAUGGAGGCUAUGGAGAUGUGGCGCGCGCUCAAGCAGGUGAGCGAGGCGAAGGAGGCGGCCGUGAGGGGUUUGCUCUUCGAGGAGGCUACUCUCCUGCGCGACAGGGAGCGCGAGGUGAAGACCAACCUCUCCAAGCUCGGCGUGAAGGUGGACGAGCUCACCGGCGACGGCGCGUACGGUGGCGCCAAGGUGACGGUCGACGAGAUCGAGGCGGUCGCGGCGAUGUGGAGCGGCAUCCCGGUGCAACGCAUGACGCUCGACGAGCAAGCCAUCCUCGCCAACAUGGACCAGGAUCUCCAGGGCUCCGUGAUUGGCCAGGAGGAGGCGGUCAGCGCGGUGUCCAGGUCCCUCAGGCGCACGCGAUGCGGACUCAAGGAUCCGAACCGCCCGAUCGCGUCCAUGCUCUUCGCGGGUCCGACCGGCGUGGGCAAGACUGAGCUCACGAAGCGUCUGGCGGAGAAGUACUUUGGCAGCGAGGACAACAUGGUGCGACUGGACAUGUCCGAGUACAUGGAGAGGCACAGCGUGUCCAAACUCGUGGGCGCACCCCCGGGGUACGUCGGUUUCGGCCAGGGCGGCACGCUCACCGAGGCUGUUCGACGCAAGCCCUUCACCAUCCUCCUCUUUGACGAGAUUGAGAAGGCGCACCCCGACGUGUUCAACAUCCUGCUCCAGAUGAUGGAGGAUGGGCGCCUCACCGACUCCCAGGGAAGGGUCGUGAGCUUCAAGAACUGUCUCAUCGUGCUCACGUCAAACGUGGGCAGCAAGGUGAUCGCCAAGGGCGGCGGUGGGCUCGGGUUCCAGCUCCAGGAUGACGACGAAGAGGGAUCCGCCGAGUACAAGCGCAUUCGCGAGAAGGUUCUCGACGAGCUCAAAAAUUUCUUCAGACCGGAGAUGCUCAACCGCCUCGACGAGAUCGUGUGCUUCAAGCAGUUGGAGAAGGAGUCCGUGCAGCGCAUCGCACGCUUGAUGCUCCGCGAGACGGCGGGUCGCAUGCGCCUCAAGGGCAUGGAGAUGGCUCUCACCGCGUCCGCGAUGGACAAGCUUCUCGAGACUGGCUUUGACAAGGAAUACGGCGCUCGGCCGCUGAGGCGCGCGAUCACGUCCAUCAUCGACGAUAACCUCUCCGAGGCGAUGCUCCGCGGCGUGAUUCACGAGGGGGACGUCGCGGUGAUCGACUACGACCGGUCGAGCGACCAGUUUGAAGCCGCCGCCGUCGACGCCACCGCGGCGGCGAUGGGCGUGAAGACGUUCAAGGGGGCGGCCAACACGGAGAACACCUACUACGGCGUGAGCGUGACGGGCGUUCGCGGCGAUCCCGCGUCUCAGGGUUUCGACGUCCAGUGGACCAGCGUCGGGCUCGACCUGGAGGGUGAGGAUUUCGACAUUCAUCGGCAGGUGGCGAACAACAUCUCCACGCGAAGUUCCUCCCCCGUGCCCGUCAACGAGUUACCGUGAGAGACGAGUCCGUAUAAUUAUUGGCUCGCUCGACGGCUCGAUCGAUGAGUUGAAAGGGUUGAAUCGAGCGCCGGUUCGAGCUCGGCGCGAUGGAUGGCGCGACGGAGGCGACCGACGCUCGCGUUCGCCCGCACCCUGUACGAGUACCCAGACGCAUUGUACUUUUCAUUUCUGUAUCUUCCUAUUUGGCAUCAAGAACGUUUCGACGCAGUUAACCGCAACCGCACUAGCAAUCCUUUGUAACGUUACAUACACAUUUUCUAAAACCGAUC
Micromonas commoda is the source of this 3374-nucleotide messenger RNA. It is a transcript of the gene CLP2, whose product is annotated as ATP-dependent clp protease. The coding region runs from base 1 to 3102 and encodes 1033 amino acids. The record is from RefSeq and is a predicted model, not a curated record. Lineage: Eukaryota; Viridiplantae; Chlorophyta; Mamiellophyceae; Mamiellales; Mamiellaceae. Gene Ontology annotation, cellular component: cytoplasm. Gene Ontology annotation, biological process: cellular response to heat. The transcript has 2 exons. Gene Ontology annotation, molecular function: ATP hydrolysis activity; ATP binding; protein binding.